AUGGACAAGGGGAAGCGGCCUGCCGAAGACGACUCCUCUGGACGGUCGCUGCGAUCGGAGAGCAUCAGGAUGACGGUGGAGACACACGACGGCUACGGAACCUCCCAUGCCACCGCCUCGGACUUGCUUCGCCGAGGGAUCGCGAAGGGCGCAGAGGGCGUGCGGGAGGUGACGGCGCCGCAAACACAGUUGAUGCCCGGCGAGGUUCUUGAUCUUGACGAGAGGCGCUUGCUCGUCAGCCGCUACGCAAUGCCCGCUCAGAUGAAUGAGUGGCAGAUGCUGCAUCUUGGCAGAGCCUCCCCAUUCUUCCAGGACAUGGCGUUGUCUUCUUUUCCGCCGGCGGUGCAGUUGAGUCCAACAACAGGGAAUCCUGUUCUCACCUCGUCUUCCGGCGGCUUUCUUGUGUUUGAUGUCUGGGCUGAGACGGUUUACGAAGCGUUUGAGGAUAUCAGAAAACUGCUGCAGAGAGGCGAAGGUGACGAGUUUAUGGUGGGCGUCGACUCUGAAUUUGCUAUACCCGACGGUGUGGUGCAUUCAGGCAGGGAGCCGCCCACAGCCGACUUGCACUACGAGCAGCUCUGCUCAAUGGUCAAUGGCGGCGACCUCGUUCAGGUGGGUAUCACGAUUACUGACCCGAUGUUCAAGGUUCUAGGAGCAUGGCAAUUCAAUUUGAGCUUCCACACUUCAUGGCGCGCCCCAUGGCACGCUGGCGUUGCCUUCCUACGGGACGAAGCCAAGCUUAAGCUGGAGGAGCACGCAAGCCACGGAAUACCAGUAGCUCUCUUCAUCCAUUUGCUUGCGGGCUCAGGAAUGAUCAACAACAGCAGCUUGACAUGGGUAAGCUACAUGGGCUACCCGGAUUUUGGGUUUCUGGUCCGCCUGUUGACGGGGCCGCAUGCUUUGCCUGCGAGCCGUCUCGAGUUCCUGAUGCUAUUCUGGCAACUCUUCCCCCGCUCGUACGAUGUGCGUGUGUUCUCGAAGCUGGGGAGGUGUGGCAGGGAAGUGAUCGCCGGCGGCCUGGCAACCGUGUGCCAGACGCUGGGUGUCCAGCGUGCCGGGAAGGCCCAUCACGCAUGGUCUGACGCAUUGUCAGCCCUGCAGUGCCUGGAGAAGAUGGCAAGCGGAGACACCGACUUCGCCAGACGAAUGACUAGGUACUCCGGUGUCCUAUAUGGAGUGGUAGUCGAUGCCCGUCGGCAUGAGUGA
Molecule: messenger RNA, 1206 nt
Organism: Phragmites australis (common reed)
Lineage: Eukaryota; Viridiplantae; Streptophyta; Magnoliopsida; Poales; Poaceae
Product: probable CCR4-associated factor 1 homolog 10
Exons: 3
Coding region: 1-1206 (401 amino acids)
Cellular component (GO): CCR4-NOT complex; CCR4-NOT core complex; P-body
Molecular function (GO): nucleic acid binding; poly(A)-specific ribonuclease activity
Source: RefSeq, a predicted model, not a curated record